GCGUGGGCUCGAGUCUCAGGGCGCUUAGGAGCCAUGGCAGAUUUGGCGCCCGCUUUCGCGGCGACGCCGGUUUUGAGCCGUGGGACGCUUGCAGUCGGGUCGGCGAAGCCGCAUCCGCGGCUGGCGUCGGCGUCGGGCGCGUCGGGCGCUUCCUGGGAGCUGGGCGCGGGGAUCGGGGCCGCUGCAGUCUUCCUGAGAGGUCGGCGCGCUGCGCGGGCGGGCCGCACUGCGCGAGCCGCCAAGGCUAGGAAGAUCCUGUACCGGGAGGAUGGGCGCAAGCAGCUGCUGCGGGGCAUCGACAAGCUGGCGGAGACCGUGGCUGUGACUCUGGGCCCCAGGGGUCGCAACGUUCUGCUGGACAAGGGGGAGUUCUCGGCCCCACAGAUCGUGAACGAUGGUGUGACCAUCGCCAAGGAGAUCGAGCUCGAGGACCAGGUGGAGAACACUGGCGUGCAGCUCAUCCGGCAAGCCUCCGCCAAGACCAACGACGUCGCUGGCGAUGGCACCACGACGGCCACGAUCUUGGCGCAUGCCAUGGUGAAGAGCGGGCUGAAACAGCUGGUGGGCGGCGCGAAUCCAGUGCAAGUGAAGCUGGGCAUGGAGAAGGCAGCCAAGCACGUGGUGGAAAGCAUCAAGAAGAUUGCGGUGCCCGUGAGCGACUCCGACAUGGAGAAGAUCAAACAGGUGGGCGCCAUCUCAGCCGGCGGGGAUGAGGAGGCUGGGCAGAUGAUUGCGGACGCCAUGUCCAAGGUGGGCGGCAGCGGGGUCAUCUCCCUGGAGGAGUCGCAGUCCACAGAUACAGAGGUGGAGCUCACGGAAGGCAUGAACCUCGACAAGGGCUACUUGUCUCCGUACCUCUGCCUGGACGCCUCCAACCCCACCAGCCGCAAGUGGGAGUCGACCAACCCUUUGAUCCUGGUCACUGACCAGAAGAUCUCCAUGGCUCAACAGGAGCUGAUCCCAAUCCUGACCCUGGCCAAGCAGAUGUCCAAGCCAC
Messenger RNA from Effrenium voratum, 997 nucleotides. Lineage: Eukaryota; Dinophyceae; Suessiales; Symbiodiniaceae. The record is from the annotation of a GenBank genome assembly.